AUGGAUUUCUCUCUAUCAACGCUCUACAAUGCGUUUGAUAUCGAAAAGUCGUACGAAUACGACGAACUGGCCACAGAAUCUCGAAUGGAUGCAUUUACAACAGCAGUGGCUUUAACUCCCGAAUCCUUGGUCACAAACGCCGAGCUUUUGGAGGAGGUCAUUGAGAUGGCACACGCAUUUCCUCAACUUCCAAGCGCGCGCCAAAAACAACUCACAUACUUGGUUUCGUCGUCGUUUACUGCGGUGUGUAUCCAUUGCAGAAAUGCCAUAGAUUCAGGCGACUUUGUGGACUCGGCAGAGAUGAUCAAGCAGCAGAUGGAGCGCUAUGGCUAUUUGCUUUUCGUAGUUCUAAGUUAUUUGGGAAAAGAGGACUUUCCAGGCACUGGAAGCGGUGUUUCUUCGUACAAACAGAAACAGGGCUCUGCGAAGUGGAAGAGCAAUUGCACACUGGUAGAGGAGGUUCUCGAUGCUGUAAUUGUGUGUUUUAAGCUCCCGCUUUCGCGAUUGUUUGUCACUACACCCGAACGUAAUCUGUACCUCGAUAUGUUCAUCAGAACUAUAUUCCACUUGAUGGAGCUCCCGGAACGUAUGAAGUCCAAUAACACAAAAGUGCUAAUGUUCCGUGCUAUCUGUGAAUCUGUGAUUAACCAGUCAAUGGGUUUGACUGUUCAGAACUGUAUUGUCCAAUGCUUAACAUAUUAUAUUCACCUGCCACCCUACAUGGCAGAACUUCUACAUACCUUAGACGAGCGCCAUGGCCACAGCGCACUCACAGAAGAGCUUUUGCGUGAGCUCAGCACAAUGGAGUUCAACGCGAAUGAUGCAAAUGGCCCAAAAGCCGUUUCUGAGUUUUUGAUUAAACUCUCUGAAAUGAGUCCAAGGCUUAUUCUCAAGCAGAUGUCUACCACAGCUCAGCUUCUUGACAAUAGCAACUAUACCCUUAGAUGCUCGGUUGUAGAGACUUGUGGCAAUAUUGUCGUCGAUAUCCUAAAAACAGACGCAAACGCAGAUUCAGCAGGAGACGACCAUGAAUCCAACGUAGCCUCGCAGGUCGAUGGCCUCAUCAGCUUACUCCAGGAACGGUUCUUGGACAGAAAUCCCUUUGUACGUACUAAGGCAAUCCAAGCAAUGGUCAAGAUUUUUUCUUUGCCUGCUCGUAUGCCAAAACGACGCCAUGCGGUCAUGCUUAUUGCGCUGCGAUCUUUAGAAGAUAGAACCACUCUUGUGCGCAGAAAUUCGAUCAAGUUGAUGUACAAGCUUCUCCUCACACAUCCUUUCUCUGCCACUCAUGGAUCACAGUUGGUCGAGUCUGUCUGGCAAAAGCGAUUAGAAGAAGUCAACAAAGAGCUUGAGAAGUACAUGCCGGCAAAUGGGAAUGCUAUGCUUGAUAGCUUAAAAAAUGCAGCAGAGGACGAUGAAAACAACGAUAAACCUGAAGAUGAUGAAAUGGAUCCUGAAGAUGGCGAAGCAGCAGAGGAGGGAGAUGAAGAAAACGAUAGCGACAGUGCUAUUGACGAGUCGCAAGACAAAAUGGAUGUUGAUUCCGAACCUGAUGCUCCCCUUCCAGAAUUGCCCAACCUCCUGCUUCAGGAGAGAACUAUCAUUAUUAAAGCCAAACUCACUCAACAAUACUACCUUGAUGCUUUACUGUUCAUUGAAGCGGCUCAAAAAGGAGCCGAGGUGGCAUCCAAGCUUCUAUUCUCUAAAAACAGAAACGAAGUUUUAGAGUCCAUGGACUAUCUAGUCUUAGCGGAUGCUCAUGGAAUUAAGAAUGCCAACGACGGUAUUCACAAAAUGCUUCAUCUAGUGUGGAUGAAGGGUCUGUCGGACGAAGGAAAAUCCAUUUCGUCUCAUCUAAUUGACUGCUACAAAAAUUUGUUUCUCACGGCUCCAGAGGAUGUUACCGCUUCUCAGAGUGCUGCAAUCAUAGCCAAAAACCUAAUCGGCCUCACGAUAAAUGCUUCGGUGGCCGAUCUAGCCUCGCUUGAAAAGCUUUUAUGUAUGAUGUAUGAGAAGAGCAUGAUUGUUCCAGAGGUGCUCAAAGUCUUAUGGCACAUUUACAACAAGGCUGGCUCUGGUGAAGCUUCUCCUGAAUUCUCCGUCGAAUUUGUUCAUGGCUCAGUUAUAAUCUUGGGUAUGCUAGCUCUGGCGAAUCGUCUGAUUGUCCAAAUGGGCGUCGACUCACUACUUCGAGUUGGUUUAGGAGAGUGUGGGAAAAACGAUAUGAUUUUAUGCAAAAACACUUGCUCGAUCUUGCUGAAGAUUGUUCCCGCUGGUGGUAAAAUUUCAGUUGCGAAUAAGUUUGCUCAGGAGGAAGAUGCUGUCAAAUCGCUUCGGGAUGUUUUAUUUCUACAAACUGAUAGUCCUGAUUGGUACAGCGCAGCGGAGCAAUGUAUCAUAGCUCUAUUUAAGAUUUCUCCAAGUCCAGAAGAAACGUUCUCUGAGAUUUUGGCAUCGAAAGCCAUGCAAGCUUUUGACGAGGAUAUCCUGGGUGAAAACCAGAUGAUCAGGCUUUCCCAACUUUUGUUUAUUGUUGGUCAUGUUGCCAUGAAAUCAAUUGAGUAUCUCGAGAAGCUCGAAACCCAAUUUAAAAAACAGAAACAUGAGACAGAAUCCAAGACAAAAGAUAAGAAGGAAGAAGAUGAGAAUGAGCUAGAGAUGAUUGGAGGUACAUCGGAGGAUGACUUCACAGAUGCAGUCAUUUUCAUAAAAGAAAAGGAACUUCUCUAUGGAGAGCAUUCAAUUUUGGCCAAGUUUGGACCCAUGGUGCUGACAAUAUGCAAAAACAGUAAAGAAUACAACAAUGAGACACUCCAGCGCAGCGCCGUCCUUUGCCUUUCGAAGUUGAUGUGUGUUUCGUCUAAGUUCUGCGAAGAAAACCUCCCUCUUCUUAUUACAAUAAUGGAGAAAUCGCCAGACCCCAUCAUUCGAUGCAACUGUGUGCUUGGUCUCGGUGAUAUGGCGGUGUGUUUCAACAAUUUAGUGGACGAGAAUACAGAUUUCUUGUAUAGACGUCUCACUGACGAGAACAUCAUGGUACAAAGAACCUGUUUGAUGACUGUGACAUUUUUGAUCUUAGCAGGCCAAGUCAAAGUGAAGGGCCAACUUUCUUCGAUGGCAAAAUGUCUUGAACACGAGGACCAAGGUAUCAGCGAUAUGUGUAAAUUGUUCUUUACCGAGUUGGCUACAAAAGAUAAUGCUAUCUACAAUGGGUUUAUCGAUAUAUUUAGUGGAUUGUCGAACGACGAAACCCUAGAGAAGGACGCAAGAAAGAGGAUCAUCAAAUUUUUGGUGGGAUUCAUCGAGAAGGAGAAACAUCAGAAGCAGCUCUCGGACAAACUCUUGGUUCGGUUGAAUAAGUGUGAAUCUGAAAGAGAGUGGGAUGAUGUUGCAUAUGUCUUGACUACUAUUCCUUACAAAAAUGACACUAUCACGCAGGCUAUUGAAAACGGAUACAAGAUGGUCCUGGCCCGAGACUAG
This is a messenger RNA of Australozyma saopauloensis, 3480 nucleotides long. RefSeq names its product condensin subunit (gene YCS4). Lineage: Eukaryota; Fungi; Ascomycota; Pichiomycetes; Serinales; Metschnikowiaceae. The record is from RefSeq and is a predicted model, not a curated record. Gene Ontology annotation, cellular component: condensin complex; nucleus; condensed chromosome, centromeric region. The transcript has a single exon. Gene Ontology annotation, molecular function: histone binding. The coding region runs from base 1 to 3480 and encodes 1159 amino acids. Gene Ontology annotation, biological process: meiotic chromosome condensation; mitotic cell cycle; mitotic chromosome condensation.